Molecule: messenger RNA, 483 nt
Organism: Bathycoccus prasinos
Lineage: Eukaryota; Viridiplantae; Chlorophyta; Mamiellophyceae; Mamiellales; Bathycoccaceae
Product: ferredoxin-thioredoxin reductase catalytic chain
Exons: 2
Coding region: 1-483 (160 amino acids)
Molecular function (GO): oxidoreductase activity, acting on iron-sulfur proteins as donors
Source: RefSeq, a predicted model, not a curated record
AUGAGCUUUGCUAUUUCCCAAACGUCCUUGACCGCGCGAUCCUCCUCCGCGUUCACCUCCUCCGUUCGCGUGAACAGGGCCACCAGAAUGGCAUCACGUCACUCUUCCUCGUCAUCGAAGGUGUCUCUGGUGACGAAAUGCGAAGGUCCUACGGCGAAGAACUUGGAGAUCAUGAGAAAGUUUUCGGAACAAUACGCGCGAUCGAGUGGAACGAAGUUUUGCAUGGACAAAUCUGUCACCGCAGUUGUCAUUCAGGGUUUAGCCGAGCACAAAGAUACUCUCGGCUCGCCGCUGUGCCCGUGCCGUCACUACGACGAUAAAGAAGCCGAAGUGAAGGCUGGUUUCUGGAACUGCCCGUGCAUCCCGAUGCGCGAGCGAAAGGAGUGUCACUGCAUGCUUUUUCUCACCGAUGAUAAUGAUUUUGCCGGGGAUGACAGCACGAUUACGAUAGAGGAGAUUAACGAAGCGAUCGAAGACAUGUAA